Molecule: messenger RNA, 2888 nt
Organism: Hydractinia symbiolongicarpus
Lineage: Eukaryota; Metazoa; Cnidaria; Hydrozoa; Anthoathecata; Hydractiniidae
Exons: 10
Coding region: 44-1528 (494 amino acids)
Source: RefSeq, a predicted model, not a curated record
CUGAGUUUAAGAUAGUAAAACACACAUAAUUAGAAUAUACACAAUGACUUUAAUUCAAGAAAUCAUAACCUUCAGUUUAUUUCUUAAUUUUGUUUGUGGUGGAAAUGUCGAGCCAUUGAAUGGUCAAUCAGAAGUAACUGGCAUGUUAGAUAAAGACAUAACACUGCAGUGGCAAAUCACAUUUCUUAAAGGUGAAAUGUUACAGAGUCAUGAUAUAUAUCUCCCAAAUAGAACUAAAAUUGUAAGCAAUCAACCACCAGAGUUGACACCUGUUGGAAAGCGAAUGUAUGGAACAAGAUUAGUUCCAGUGUUUGAUGCAGAUGCAGCAGUUUUUAAGCUCACGCUAAAAAAUGUCAAAUUUACAGAUUCUUCCCAUAACUUCACACUUGUAGUGGCAUUUGAAAGAAAGGAUGAUUUUAAUAGAAGAACAGGAGUCGCGGAUAUCAAUAUUGUAAAUGUUGAAGGUGGACCAAAAUUAUGUGGUGACAACAUAACAGCAAUUACUAGAGAAGAAGGUAGUAUGCUGGUGGCCAUACAAGAUGUUUGUGGCAAACCAACUCCUCUUGUUACAUUGAAGUUUGCUUCAGAGAAAAACUUUAAAAACUCCACAAGUUCUGGACUCAUAAAUAAAGAAAUACAAUUGUAUAGAUACACCUAUAUGCAUCAAAAUCUGUCUCGGGAACAGUGUUGGGAACCUAUCAUAUUUAAGGCUAUAAGUCGCCUUGGAAGUGUCACUGGUCGUGCCAUGGUUAAUGUUACUUUUGUACCAGCGAAAGUAAUGGGUGGUAAUUUCUACGAAAGAGAUAAUUGCACUUAUGUGACAUGGAAAAGAGAAAGAACUGGUAACUGCAGGGUGAUGUAUUACCUUCAGUUUGGUAAUGGUGCAAAAGUAAAUACAUUAGGUACAAUGUAUAAAAAAUGUAAUGAUGCUGUAUUGAUGCAAGUAGAUUCCGUUACCAUAUGGGGAAAAUAUGGUUUGAAACAGGGCGAGAAAUUUACUCUUGUGAAAACAACACCUCCACCACCAACUACAACAACAUCGACCACAACAAGAACAAGUAAACCACCCAUUCACCCAGAAGAACACUCUAGUGAAAGCAGUACCAACAUUGGAUUGAUAACUGGUGUAGUCAUCGGAGUUAUCUGUUUUAUAGCUAUUAUAAUAAUUAUAGCAGUGUGUGUUUUGAAACGUAGGACACAAAAGAAACAAGAUGCAGCGGACGGAUUCAGGAUGCUUUCUCCACACCAGUCUGAGAAUGAAUAUGCGACUCCAGUUCUGUUGGAUUCACAGCAGAAUGAGGAAGAAGAUCCCAACCAUGCACUUUACUCCAAACUUGGUCCUGGUGGAGGCCGCACUGGCCCCCGACCGGCUCUAGAGUUUUCAAAUUACGCAGAGAUAAAAGUGGAUGCUAUGGGCUACCCAGUGGACGGUGCUAAAGAAAUCGCAUCACAUGCUGACUACGCUUCCAUUGAUGACUGUAUGAUGUCGCCACCUUCUGACGAUGAUGAUGAUGCGAUCAUAGUUUAGAAAUGGAAUGGCUUCUUGUUAGAUUGAUAAUGUUUAUCAUAGCUGUAGUAGUGGGGUUGUUUUUAUAUAUGUUUAUAUGUUAAUACGAUCUUCUGUUAUUAUAUUUUUAUGAAGAUCUAUUUUGAAUGAGUAUGAAGCUAUAUUGUUUAUAUAAAUGCGAGUGAUUAUUUGUAAUUGAUAUAUUGAUUUUUUUGUAUCAGAAUGAUUUUUAGCAUUGCAUGGAAAGGACUUUCAAUAAACAAAAAAAGUUUGAGUUUAAGAAUACUUUCUUCUUAUUUUUAGAUUUUUAAAAAUCAUAUGAAAAGCGGAGUAUUUAUAUUAUAUUUUUGUAUUUUAUUCUUCUGUAUUUUUGUAAUAUUUAGUCUAAAUUAUUAUAUUGUGAUUUAAUUUAACUUGUGGUUAAUAUGCAUGGUCACACGCGCGUAGUUUUUAUCCUUCUUUUUCAUCUUUAGCUUUUUUAUAUGUGAAAGACUGGAAGUUAUCUGCCAUGAAGAGAACAGUGAAAGAUUUUGUCUGAGAAACAUUCAAGCGUUUUAGUAUAUAUCCCCGUGGAAAAACUCGGAGAGAGACUUUGCAUUACUGUGGUGUUAGCUAAAUGUUUUGGUCCGCAACACACUAAAAAGUGUCUUAUAAAGUCAUCAUAUGAUAUUUCUGUUGUCUGGAAAUUCAAUUAAUUUGUUAAUUAAAUUGAAAAUUAGUUAAUUUUUGUAUGUUCACGUUAUUUUUUCGUUGUUAAAAUGCACAUUUCUACAAUCUAUUAUACUUUAUUUCAAUAACAAUGCAACUGCUGCCUGAUUUCUGUGACAUUUAUGGAUCAAUCCUAAUCAUUAUUUCUACAACAUAGAGUUGUAACUAACAAUUUAGGAUGCAGUCAGUAGGCUGAAAUGUUAGAAAUGUAAAAUGCUCUGUAAAAUACACAUUUGACCAUUUGACUUAUUUGAUUACAUUUAAUUACAACGAUUUCACGCAUUGUAUUGUAGAGUGCAACUAAUGUAGUGGGAGAUAAAAUGAGAUAUAAGCUUUGUAGCGUGAAAUACGGUCCAUAAAUCUGAUGUCGACUUAUUUUCUAAAUUUUCUCGUAGGGCAAUAAUUACUUCAACAUUAGCUUUCUACGAAGAUGGAAAUAAAAUGUUGUAAAAAGUUAGAUUUGAUGCGGGUAAAAUUAACGCCUUUCGGCCUUCAUGAAGUUUAUUUUUUUUCGGUUCUUUAAAAAAGUUUUUUUGGUGACUUCCACGCAAUAUUAUUUAUGGGGAAAAAAUUGUAUGAUUUAAAAAUAUGUUAGUUUUCGUAUACAUUUUUAUUUUGUAAAUUUGUUAAGUAGGUGAUUUAUAUCUUAUAAUAUAACACUCGAAUUUGAAAA